AGUACCACAGGUUCGAUUGCUCCUACUCGACUAGUACUGCCGCGAUAGGUCAUCGGCUACUCGAGUCUCUCCGUUCUCAUUUCCGGUUCAGGUCGCAGCUGAGCGAAUGUGUUUCGUUGUAGUUGUGCUCAAGAACCGGUGGAUAUAAACACGCUCCAGCAGAGAUGUCUACCGCUCUUGAGAGCUACAUUAACCGGACGGUUGCUAUUAUCACUUCAGAUGGCAGAAUGAUUGUGGGGACGCUAAAGGGCUUCGAUCAGACGAUCAAUCUCAUCCUUGAUGAAAGCCAUGAGCGGGUGUUCAGCUCUUCCCAGGGCGUAGAGCAGGUGGUUCUGGGACUGUAUAUUGUCAGAGGCGAUAAUGUGGCUGUAAUCGGUGAAAUCGAUGAAGAAACAGAUUCUGCGCUGGAUCUUGGAAACAUAAGAGCAGAACCGCUCAAUUCUGUGGCGCACUGAUGCCUCCCGAUCCAGGACAGAAAAAUCCACGUUUAGAAGAAAUUCCCCGUCUCCCUUUUGAAGACUUGCCCUAGGACAUCUUCAGGCAUCGAAAAGCAGCAAUAUUAUUUGCUUUUUUAAUCUUGAAGAAAAUAGACUGAAUGCAUAUCCUUUUUUUACGUGUGCUGAAAUAAAAAACAUGGGAAAGUA
Sinocyclocheilus anshuiensis is the source of this 644-nucleotide messenger RNA. RefSeq names its product U6 snRNA-associated Sm-like protein LSm8. The transcript has 4 exons. Gene Ontology annotation, molecular function: mRNA binding. The coding region runs from base 165 to 455 and encodes 96 amino acids. NCBI's taxonomy places the organism in Eukaryota, Metazoa, Chordata, Actinopteri, Cypriniformes, Cyprinidae. Gene Ontology annotation, cellular component: U4/U6 x U5 tri-snRNP complex; precatalytic spliceosome; U6 snRNP. The record is from RefSeq and is a predicted model, not a curated record. Gene Ontology annotation, biological process: mRNA splicing, via spliceosome.